Molecule: messenger RNA, 1089 nt
Organism: Propithecus coquereli (Coquerel's sifaka)
Lineage: Eukaryota; Metazoa; Chordata; Mammalia; Primates; Indriidae
Gene: EMC7
Product: ER membrane protein complex subunit 7
Exons: 4
Coding region: 106-771 (221 amino acids)
Cellular component (GO): EMC complex
Molecular function (GO): carbohydrate binding
Source: RefSeq, a predicted model, not a curated record
CCGGCGUGCGGUGAUGACGACAUCUGGCCGGCGGCGGCGGCGGUGGAGGCUGGGAGACCGGGAGGGCUUCCGGGGCUGCCGGCCUGGCUGCUGAGAGCCGCUGUCAUGGCUGCCGCUCUGUGGGGCUGUUUCUCCGUCCUGCUGCUGCUCCUAUCAGGGGAUGCCCAGAGCUCGGAAGUGCCCGGAGCUGCUGCCGACGGAUCUGGAGGGAGUGGGGUCGGCAUAGGAGAUCGCUUCAAGAUUGAGGGGCGUGCAGUUGUCCCAGGGGUGAAGCCCCAGGACUGGAUCUCCGCGGCCCGAGUGCUAGUAGACGGAGAAGAGCACGUCGGCUUCCUUAAGACAGAUGGGAGUUUUGUAGUUCAUGAUAUACCUUCUGGAUCUUAUGUAGUAGAAGUUAUAUCUCCAGCUUACAGGUUUGAUCCUGUCCGAGUGGAUAUCACUUCAAAAGGAAAAAUGAGAGCAAGAUAUGUGAAUUACAUCAAAACAUCAGAAGUGGUCAGACUGCCCUAUCCUCUCCAAAUGAAAUCUUCAGGUCCACCUUCUUACUUUAUUAAAAGGGAAUCAUGGGGCUGGACAGACUUUUUGAUGAACCCAAUGGUAUGCUUUGUGUCCCUACAGGAGAUGGAGCAGUCAAUGAAUAUGCUGAAUUCCAACCAUGAAUUGCCUGAUGUUUCUGAGUUCAUGACAAGACUCUUCUCUUCAAAAUCAUCUGGCAAAUCUAGCAGCGGCAGCAGUAAAGCAGGCAAAAGCGGGGCUGGCAAAAGGAGGUAGUCGGAUGGUCCAGAGCUGGCAUUUGCACAAACAUGGCAACACUGGGUGGCAUCCAAUUCUUGAGGGAAAACCAUGUGAAGCAACUACUGUAAACUUGAGUCAUCCUGAAAGUUGAUCUCUUACAACUCUUGUAUAUGUUAACUUUUUAGCACAUGUUUUGUACUUGGCACACAAGAAGACCCAGCUUUCAUCUUUUGUCUGUAUGAGGUCAAUAUUGAUGUCACUGAAUUAAUUACAGUGUCCUAUAGAAAAUGACAUUAAUAAAUUAUAUGAAUUACUAUACAUUAUAUUAAAAUAAGUCUUAAUCCAGAGAUCAAA